This is a messenger RNA of Mycotypha africana, 2496 nucleotides long. RefSeq lists its product as uncharacterized. The coding region runs from base 1 to 2496 and encodes 831 amino acids. Lineage: Eukaryota; Fungi; Mucoromycota; Mucoromycetes; Mucorales; Mycotyphaceae. The transcript is spliced from 4 exons. The record is from RefSeq and is a predicted model, not a curated record.
AUGGAUCCGUUGCCAAUAAAGCUAGUAACAGAACAACAACAUGCUCGUCCAGCCAUUCCUUUAGCUGUUUUAAAGAUACAAUUGAAAAAGUUGGUUCAGAAACAAUCAAAGCAACAUUCGACGGACGACGAAGGAGUGAUAUUCACAAGAGACCUUAUACCACUUAUCCAUCAAUACGAACAAGAAGAGCAUGUCACUUUAUUAACAGAAAUUCAAAAGGAGGCUAUUUUACCUUUUACAAAAUUAAAUCCUGACUUGGAAAUGACGCCAAAUGAUAUCAUCCAUCUACUAAGAAUCCUCUGCCCAACGCCAUCUAUAGCAACAACAGCAGCGAACCCACCGCCUAUGCCUAUACCAUCUAUUUCUGAACCUACAGCAUCGAGAACUUAUAACGAUGCCUAUCCAUUCAACAACACAAUGAAAGCCCCUCUGUCCUUGGGAAAUAGCAGGAAUCACCCUAACGAGAAGGGUAAGAUGGCCUUUCAAAAGACAGCAACAGCAACAAGGAGAGCAUCCUGGAAACGCAGACCCUCUGCAGCUACUUCCUUGAGUGACUUUGAUAGACAACAAUUCACAAGCUAUUUUAGCAUGGAAAAAGACAAUCGUCUACACUUGAACGGGAAAAUCAUGGAUAAAAGCAAGCAUUCCAUAGCGAUCAAAGAGGAAGAAGAGGAAGGAACAGACGAUGCUCGUCUGUCUGCAUCCACGGCAGACGCCUAUCCUCAGCAGCAUGAUAUUGCAAAGUAUUAUAGAAGAUCUGUUCAGCUUACCGAGCAGUUAAAAUCCUCGGAAAGGAAUCUACUCGCUUCCAUCGCACGUGACAAUGAAGAUCGUAUUGUUCAACUGCAAAACAAAGUCGAUGAUAUGAGUGUAGAGGUAGCAAAACAAAAGAAGGAGAUCCAGGAAUAUAAAGGAAAAGAAAAGAAUAGUCUAGAACAAAUCAGUGCUUUGGAAACACAUAUCCUAAGCAUUCAGAGAUCAGAAACGGACCAAAGGCAAGUGUAUUUAUCGAUAAAGAACCUAUUUGAUGAAAAGUGCCAGGAAACACAGAAACUACAGGAUCUACUCAAACAAAAAGAGAUGGCAUUACAGAAAACGGAAGACUUACUGAAUACUAUUCAAGACGAAGUCAAAGCAUUGAGUGAAGAGAGAAAUCGGUUGAAAGAGUUUCAAAAUAGCCUUGAACAAGAAUUAGAAAUAUCUGCUGAGGCGCAUCAACAAUUAGCGGAACAGAAAUCAGAAAACGAAAAACUAAAGGAAAUUAUUGAUAGUCUGAAAAUGGAUCUGGAUGAAGUUUUACACCAUCAGCAGCGAGACGAAGUACAGUUUGGCUGUGAAAGUAGUAGUAGUAGUAGUAGUAGUAAUAGUAGUAGUAGCAACAGAUUAACCCUUCAAAAGAAGGGUUCUACCUUAUCAUUGAAGGAUGAAUUUGAUCGGGUGCUGAAGGUAGACAAUAGGAAGAUACAGGAGGAGGAUGAAAUUUCUUUGCUAUCCAUUCAGGACGAAAAAGACUACUAUAAGCACAGAGCAGACGAAGCAAAGCAAGAUUUAGAGCGAGUAAAAGUAGAACUGGAUUCUUUGAGAAAAGCGCUCCAAUCUCAAAAUCAGCUCCUUGUCAACGAAUUAGCAGGCCUCAGAAAGACAAUGACGGCAGCACCAGAGGAAAACAGACGUGACAGAACCCUCACCGUUGUCACUAGUCAUAUUAUUCCACCGCUAUCACCCUCUUCUUCAACCAAAACCGCAACAGUCAUGGCCAUCAGGAAUAGUUUAGAUCGCAGUGAUGGGUUAAAGAAUCCUUCUUCCUCCACCUCUGCCACGGUUAGCUUGGUAGAGGACUUUUUCGAAAAACAUAACGAUAUUCUUCAUCAUCCUCCAUCGCAUCUAACAGCACCCAUCUCCACUGUUACCACUGUUCCACCGCUGGGAGAAAGAAAAGAAAGCAAAGAUGUAUGGUCUUAUUCGACUGCACGCGCACAACAGCAGCAGGAGACGACCCUUUUUAAGGGACAGUACCACAAACGAAGAAGAACCGUUCUUGAUUUACACAAGACAAUGGCUACUGAGACUGCUAGUAGCAGUACUAGGAAUCAUAGUUAUCCUAGCAAUAAGCUUCCCGAUGAUACAGCUAUUAUCUUUUCGCCAAUGGAAACUACGCUACCUAUAGCCAUUUCUUCAAACAACAACCAUUCUAAUAGAAGACAGCAUCAUCGUAUAGGUAGUUUGACAAGCAGAGUCAUGACACAGCAGGAAAAUCGCGUAGUGACACAAACUGUGACAUUUGCUCUUUAUACAGUCCUCGUCUAUUUCUUUGGAAUCAUCACAUCCACAUUUUUAUUGGAUGGUAGUAACCCUCAACAGCAACAGAUUUUAGAACAAGCGAUUGCUACUGCUUCUGGUAGUCACCCAGGACCCAUCAAAAGCAAAGUGUUGGAAAUGAUACUUUAUUGGUUGGAGAAAUUGUUAAUUGAACCUGAAGGUUUACCUGUAGCUUAA